CCCGCCAAAGCCAAGACACUCAUUCCUGGCAUCAUACCGGUAUGGGUGUGUCGGCGCUGUGUGAAUGGGUCGCCUUCUAUAAGCCACUGAACGCCCCAUCAGGAAGCGUGUCCCUGGGAGAAUGCGUGGCCAAUGUAGUACGAUUGGCGUUCCCGAGUGAACUCGACCCCACGACGCACACGUGGGACUCGAUCUUGACCGUUCUUAACCGCCAUGCCACCGAAUUGAAUCUUCUCCAGCCGUUGCGAAGCGAACUACUCCACGAGCAUUACCAAGGCGCAUGGGUUUCGGGCCUCCACGGUGGACCUCCCCCGGCUGCGGAACUCGAGCUCGAACGGACGUUGUCGGCACUGUGCAUCGGAGCGUUCAAGGGCGCUCAGCAAGCAUCGUUCAUCAACGAUGUGCUCAGUUUCAGCGAACACAUUCAAUUGACGCUGUUUACAUUACUUCGCGAUGAUGAAGACAGUGAACCUGCCACCCACAGUGACCGCACCGUCACCACCCUCGCAACCACGACAACAGAACAUCAUCAUCACGACACCCCACCUCCAUCGACGCCAGUCCAAUCCACACGACAUACACCCACGACGUCCGCAACCACUCCCGCUUCCUCCUUAUCCUGCUCCAAGAACGAAACCAAGCGCAUGGCCCGCGAAAACCACAUCUUGAAGGACGAGAAUGCGGAACUGCAGCGCGAACUGGUGCAGGUCAAAGCCGCGAUGGCGACGCUUCACGACGAAGAAGAGUCGCGGAAAGAUGCGUUUGAGAACCUCAAGCUGGAGCUGCGCGUGGAAGCUGCCAAGAACGAGCGCACGAUCAAGAAGCAAGUGGACGAGUACGUGGCGCACCUGCAGGCCGAGCUCAGCAGCGCCACGGCCAAGCUGGCCAGCCUCAGCGGCAUCGAAAAGGAGCUAGAGGCCGCGCGGGACGAGCUCGACAUCCUGAAGCCCGCGGCGGACAAGGCCAUCAAGCUCGAAGCGCGCAUGGAAAAGUACCAAGCCAAGCUCGACGACAUGACACGCAUCAAGGAAGCCAACCGGCGUUUAGAACAAAAGGCGGCGGAAUUGACCGAGAAGACGCACGCCCAAGACGCGCAGCUGCAAAAGCUCUUGACGGUGCAGCGCAAACUCGACGAAUCCAAGGAAGCACUGGCAAACAUGGCGGUGCGAUGUCGCGAACUGGACGUACUCGCGAGUCGCCGACAACUUGAACGCAACGCGGCCGUGGCAGAGUUGGACAGCGUCCGGCUCGAGCUAUCGACGCAAGUGCAGGCCAAGCAGGACUUGGUCGUGCUCAUGCAGCAGCAGCAGCUGCAGGAGGACGCCGCCGCCUCGUCGCCUGGCACAGUGGAGGAGCAUCUCGUGGACACGGACAUGGAGGACGUACUGGACCAACUCCGUCGAGAAAAUGCAAAGCUGAAGAGCCAACUGUCGGUUGAAAGCGCUACGCGGGUGGACGCGCUCGGCGACGAGUUGGACACGAUGGCCCGCGUUAAGAAGAGCUUCGAAACCAAGUACUUUGACUCGCAGCGCGUGGUGGAGCAACUCGAAGCCGACUUGGACGCGUUGCGCACGCAGCACCAUGCGACACUGUCUUUGCUAGAUGCGUCCGUGGCCAAGUGCGAUGCCGUGCAAGACGACAUGCAAAAGCAAACACUCGAGUGGACACAAGAGCAGGCGGCGUGGCGGACGGCAGAGGCCGCGCUCAACGCUGACCUUCGUGAUGCUCAGAUAACCAUCGAAGAUCACGUGCGGGGCAUCGAAGCCCUCGAUCGAGACAAAGCGGAAUUGGCGGCGCUGCUAGCGACCCAGACGGAGGCGACGGCGGCGGCCGAGGCUGUGCGGGACGAGCUCAACGAAGAGCUGCUGAAUCUGACGGUGAACCUGGCGGACGCCAUGUCCAAGCUGGAGGAGCACGAGCAGCGGGCGGUCAAGGUCGGAUCGGAGCUGGAGACGACGAAAGAGCUGUGGAUGGCCGAGUCGAAUGAGUUUAAUGCGUUCAAAAUGCAUGCUCAUGAAGUCGCGACCGCGUUGGACGACGUGGCGGCAAAGUACGACGACGCGGUGCAGGAUGUGACGCGGUUGCGGCACCAGUUGGACCUGAACGAGUCUCAGCGGUCCAUAUUAGAGCAUGUUAUAUCGGACAACGACCUCGACUUGGCAGGUCUUCGGGCCCGGACGGGGGCUCUGGAGGCGGAGUUGCAGAGGACGACAGAGGCGUGGGGCAUGGCGAUGGAAGAGACCGCCAUGUGGCGGGCGGUGGCGGCGGACGGCGCCCGGCAGGGGGCUGCAGAACGAACGGCGCAUGCCGCGGCUCAUGUGGCGUGGCGCGCCGACCUCCAAGACGCCAAGAACGAGAUUGAAACCCAAAUGCGCGUGGCCCAAGACAUUCACGAUGCUUUGGAUGCCAAAGUCCGAGCGCUGGAAGCCGACGCUGUGGGGAUCAAGGACAGGCACGACCGACGCGUGGCGGAGCUGGAGACGGCGCAAAGGUCGCUCGUGGAUAAACUCGAGCAGAUGGCCGUUCGUGAGCAACGAGGCGAGCAACUGGUCGCGGCGCUCAAGACCAAGUACCUCGACGAUAUGCAGGCCAAGGACGACGCGAUGCAACUGGUCGAAGUGCAAGCGAGCCGACUCGAAGCCAAGAAUCGUAUGCUGCUGGACAAGGAGCACCACGACGCGUCAAAGCGCCACGUCAGCGCCGAGUACGAAGCUGUGUCGCUAAAGAUGGAGAUGCAGAUGAAUGCGCUCAAACGAGAACUGGACGCCCUCGGCAAAGAACAUAAAGCCCUCCAAACGAAACUGCACCUGUGCACGUGCAGCUUUGCAUGCGACCCGUCCAUGAAAGGGUAUGUGGACAGUAUGAAGCACAUGGAGUUGCAGCAGCAAGCCGAGAGCGAGCGGCGCCGUGAAUUGAUCCUCAUGAAUGCCAAAUUGAUCCAAGAGCAAAAGCAGUUGGUGCUGUGCACGACGUCGCAGGCCCAAGAGAUUCAAAAGCUCAAGGACGUCACCAACAGACUGCGGCUACGGGAAGAGCGCCGGUCGAAAGCGAUGGGAAACGACAUGCGGUCGCCCUUGUCGCUCAAACGAAAGCUCGACGCCCAUGGUACUAGUAGUAGUAGUAGUAGUACUAGUAGUAGUACCCCCGGCGCCAAGCGAAGUCGAACGUCGUCGCCAGCCGCCAUAACCAACUCCCCCAACACUAGGCCCGACAGUGUCCUCCUCCACCCGUCAACCGCGGACGACUCGACGACUCAGCAAUGCUCGCAGCAAUAA
This is a messenger RNA of Aphanomyces astaci, 3275 nucleotides long. RefSeq lists its product as hypothetical. The coding region runs from base 42 to 3275 and encodes 1077 amino acids. Gene Ontology annotation, biological process: cytoplasmic microtubule organization. The record is from RefSeq and is a predicted model, not a curated record. The transcript has 6 exons. Gene Ontology annotation, molecular function: microtubule binding. Lineage: Eukaryota; Oomycota; Saprolegniomycetes; Saprolegniales; Verrucalvaceae.